Colletotrichum paranaense is the source of this 561-nucleotide messenger RNA. RefSeq lists its product as uncharacterized. The transcript is spliced from 3 exons. The record is from RefSeq and is a predicted model, not a curated record. The coding region runs from base 1 to 561 and encodes 186 amino acids. NCBI's taxonomy places the organism in Eukaryota, Fungi, Ascomycota, Sordariomycetes, Glomerellales, Glomerellaceae.
AUGAAGCUUUUCUCACUCUCAAGCCUUCUUUUUGCGACUGUUGUGCUUCGGCCUGUUUUUUGUAAUCUUGCGGGCCAUAGCGCGUACGAUGUCACGGAAGAUGGAAAUGAAUAUUCCGUCUUUACCAAUGGUUACGAGAGAGGUCGAAUCGCUGUGACUAGGGUCAUCAUCAAGAAGCCAAAGACACUCGAGAUCAAGACGGCAUAUAACGGCAAGGAUACGACCAACUCGAAACUACACCUUAAUCAAAUUCUGAUGGCGCUGUGGACGGAAAAGGGAGGUUUACGAGCUUCAUCUUUAAAACGCGUCAAGUUUCUUGAAGUGGCAAACGACAGUGUCAAGGCUGCCAUACAAGCAGCUCGACAAGAAUUGGAACUAGAGGAUGUUGAUGACUUCGAGUUGGACGUGGAAGACGCCGAUGAGGAUCUCUUGUCUAAUUUCCGAAACUCUGUGUUUGGUAAGGUCGUCGCCAGAUUGUGUGAGGCUUCUGGGCAUACACCGGAGUCUGUUUCAAUUGAGCACACGGCUGGCUGGGACGAUAUCACCUGGGAUCUCGCGUGA